Molecule: messenger RNA, 13124 nt
Organism: Perognathus longimembris pacificus (Pacific pocket mouse)
Lineage: Eukaryota; Metazoa; Chordata; Mammalia; Rodentia; Heteromyidae
Gene: Wdfy3
Product: WD repeat and FYVE domain containing 3
Exons: 69
Coding region: 525-11285 (3586 amino acids)
Molecular function (GO): metal ion binding; protein binding
Source: RefSeq, a predicted model, not a curated record
UCGCCGGCGCGGGCAGCCCCUUUGUACUCCAGCUGGAGUAGAAACGAACGCGGGGCGCGCCUGCCGGUCGCUGGGUGACGGGCAGGGAGGCCGCCCGCAGGGCUGCGCGUGCGGACCCCCCGGCGGCUGCUUCCCCGGAGCAGCGUGGUCCUCACGGCCCGGCCCGGCCUUGAUGGAGAGGAGAAGCGGGACGAGCGCCGAGGCUGAGGCGGCGGCGGCGGCGGCGGGGACGCAGCGAGGACGACGACGCGGCGCGGCGAGGACCGGGACACGAGAAGGCAGAGGCGGCGGCGGCGGCGUCGCUGCCCCGGCCGCCUAGCGUCGCUGCCCGCCCGGGCGGACCCGGCUCCCGCACGCACCUCGCGCCCGCAGGGUCCCCGCCGGGCCCGCGGUCGCGUCCCCCCGCCGCUCCCUCCGCGGAGCCCCCCACCCCCCGGGCCCUCCCUGUCUCCGUAUUUACUUGUACUUGGUUACUCCAGACUGGAAAAACCAGCUAACCAGCCUAUAACACAUAUAUAAUUUCUAUGGAACAGUUAGAAAAGAGUGAACAAGUCAAGAGGAAAAUGAACAAAAAAUGUGUAGUGCUUCUUCAGAUCUGCUUCAGGAAGAAAGUGCCUGCUUUUCCUAUUGUUUAUCUGCAGGUUCAUGCCUGCCCAGAACAGAGAAUCAGAACUAGAAGUGUUUACCACCCACCAGCCAAGAUGAACAUGGUGAAGAGGAUCAUGGGCCGGCCGCGGCAGGAGGAGUGCAGCCCACAGGACAAUGCCUUAGGACUGAUGCACCUGCGCCGGCUCUUCACUGAGCUGUGCCAUCCUCCCCGGCACAUGACUCAGAAGGAACAAGAGGAGAAGCUGUACAUGAUGCUGCCAGUAUUUAACAGGGUUUUUGGAAAUGCUCCGCCAAAUACAAUGACAGAAAAAUUUUCUGAUCUUCUGCAAUUCACAACACAAGUUUCACGACUAAUGGUGACAGAAAUUAGAAGGAGAGCAUCAAACAAGUCCACAGAGGCUGCAAGUCGGGCCAUAGUCCAGUUCCUGGAGAUUAAUCAGAGUGAAGAAGCCAGUAGAGGCUGGAUGCUUCUGACAACAAUUAAUUUGUUGGCAUCCUCUGGUCAGAAAACCGUGGACUGCAUGACAACCAUGUCAGUGCCGUCCACCCUGGUGAAGUGUUUGUACUUGUUCUUUGACCUUCCCCAUGUGCCUGAGGCAGGCGGAGGUGCACAGAACGAGCUGCCUCUAGCAGAACGCAGAGGACUACUCCAGAAAGUUUUUGUACAGAUCUUAGUGAAGCUUUGCAGUUUCGUUUCUCCAGCAGAGGAGCUGGCUCAGAAAGAUGAUCUCCAGCUUUUAUUUAGUGCAAUAACCUCUUGGUGCCCUCCCUACAAUCUUCCUUGGAGGAAGAGUGCAGGAGAAGUCCUGAUGACCAUAUCCCGGCACGGGCUUAGUGUCAAUGUAGUGAAGUAUAUUCACGAAAAAGAAUGUUUAUCUACAUGUGUUCAGAAUAUGCAGCAAUCAGAUGACCUGUCUCCCCUAGAAAUUGUUGAAAUGUUUGCUGGGCUUUCUUGUUUCCUCAAAGAUUCCAGUGAUGUUUCCCAAACUCUUUUGGAUGAUUUUCGGAUAUGGCAAGGAUAUAAUUUCCUUUGUGAUCUUUUGCUUAGAUUGGAACAAGCGAAAGAGGCAGAAUCCAAAGAUGCCUUGAAAGACCUGGUUCAUCUGAUAACUUCCCUAACAACAUACGGGGUCAGUGAACUCAAACCAGCCGGUAUUACCACAGGGGCGCCUUUUUUAUUGCCUGGAUUUGCAGUCCCUCAGCCUGCAGGCAAAGGCCACAGUGUGAGAAACGUCCAGGCCUUCGCAGUUCUUCAGAAUGCAUUUUUAAAAGCAAAAACCAACUUCCUUGCCCAGAUCAUUCUUGAUGCUAUCACAAAUAUUUACAUGGCCGACAAUGCCAAUUAUUUCAUCCUAGAAUCACAACACACACUGUCACAGUUUGCAGAGAAGAUUUCUAAACUCCCCGAAGUACAAAACAAAUACUUUGAGAUGCUGGAGUUUGUUGUUUUUAGCUUAAAUUAUAUUCCCUGUAAAGAACUUAUUAGUGUUAGUAUCCUCUUAAAAUCUAGCUCUUCUUACCACUGUAGCAUUGUUGCAAUGAAGACACUUCUUAAAUUCACAAGGCAUGACUAUGUGUUUAAGGAUGUGUUCAGGGAAGUGGGCCUUCUCGAGGUCAUGGUAACUCUUUUGCAUAAAUACGCUGCCCUGUUGAAGGACCCAGCUCAGGCACUGAAUGAACAAGGAGACUCAAGAAAUAACACUUCAGUUGAAGACCAAAAGCAUCUGGCUCUUUUGGUCAUGGAGACUUUGACAGUGCUUCUCCAAGGAUCAAACACAAAUGCAGGCAUAUUCCGCGAGUUUGGAGGUGCACGCUGUGCACACAACAUAGUGAAGUAUCCUCAAUGCCGGCAGCACGCCCUGAUGACUAUCCAACAGUUGGUACUCUCUCCAAAUGGGGAUGAUGACAUGGGCACACUGCUGGGCUUAAUGCACUCAGCUCCACCCACAGAACUGCAGCUGAAGACGGACAUUUUAAGGGCCCUCUUGUCAGUACUUCGAGAAAGCCAUCGUUCCAGAACAGUUUUCAGGAAAGUUGGAGGAUUUGUGUACAUUACUUCCUUGCUCGUUGCUAUGGAGAGAUCCUUAAGCUCGCCACCGAAGAAUGGCUGGGAGAAAGUGAACCAGAAUCAAGUGUUUGAGCUUCUCCACACUGUGUUCUGCACACUGACUGCAGCCAUGCGCUAUGAACCAGCCAACUCUCAUUUCUUCAAAACAGAGAUUCAGUAUGAGAAAUUGGCAGAUGCUGUUCGAUUUCUUGGCUGUUUCUCAGACCUAAGAAAAAUAAGCGUCAUGAAUGUCUUCCCCUCAAACACACAGCCAUUUCAAAGACUUCUUGAGGAAGAUGUGAUCUCAGUGGACUCGGUGUCACCCACUUUGCGACACUGCAGUAAACUCUUUAUUUAUCUCUACAAAGUAGCAACAGAUUCAUUCGACAGUCGUGCAGAACAGAUCCCUCCUUGCCUGACAAGUGAGUCUUCUCUCCCCUCUCCUUGGGGGACACCAGCUUUGUCGAGGAAAAGGCAUGCAUAUCAUUCUGUCUCAACUCCCCCUGUGUACCCCGCAAAGAAUGUUGCUGACCUGAAACUGCACGGGACAGCUUCACCUCUGCAGAGUUCUGAUGCAGUCGUCAUCCACCCGGGAGCCAUGCUGGCCAUGCUGGACCUCCUGGCCUCUGUGGGGUCUGUGACCCAGCCAGAACACGCUUUGGACCUUCAACUAGCUGUGGCAAAUAUUUUACAAUCCCUGGUGCACACAGAGAGAAAUCAGCAAGUCAUGUGUGAAGCUGGUCUUCAUGCGAGACUCCUGCAGAGGUGCAGCGCAGCACUGGCUGACGAGGACCACUCCCUGCACCCUCCCCUCCAGCGAAUGUUUGAGCGCUUAGCCUCCCAGGCCCUGGAGCCCAUGGUGCUAAGGGAGUUUUUACGUUUGGCAAGUCCUUUAAAUUGUGGUGCCUGGGACAAAAAAUUGCUCAAACAAUAUAGGGUCCACAAACCAAGCUCAUUGAGUUAUGAACCAGAGAUGAGAAGUAGCAUGAUCACUUCCCUGGAAGGUCUGGGUUCUGAUAAUGUUUUUAGCUUCCAUGAGGAUAACCAUUAUCGGAUAAGUAAAAGCCUGGUAAAAUCUGCAGAAGGAAGUACUGUACCUUUGACGAGGGUGAAAUGUUUGGUCUCCAUGACAACCCCACAUGACAUCAGACUUCAUGGGUCAUCAGUUACUCCAGCCUUUGUUGAAUUUGACACAUCUCUUGAAGGGUUUGGCUGCCUGUUUCUGCCUAGUUUGGCCCCUCAUAACGCCCCCACCACCAAUGCAGUUACAACAGGGCUUAAUGAUGGGGCUGUCGUCAGUGGCCUUGGUUCUGGUGAAAGAUUCUUUCCUCCUCCUUCUGGCUUAAGCUACUCCAGCUGGUUUUGCAUUGAACACUUUAGUUCUCCUCCUAAUAACCAUCCAGUCCGACUCCUCACGGUAGUGCGUCGAGCAAAUUCAUCUGAGCAGCAUUACGUGUGCCUGGCCGUAGUUCUGUCAGCAAAAGACCGAUCAUUGAUUGUUUCCACUAAAGAAGAACUACUCCAAAAUUAUGUUGAUGACUUUAGUGAAGAAUCCUCUUUUUAUGAGAUUCUGCCAUGCUGUGCUCGCUUUCGAUGUGGAGAGCUAAUAGUGGAGGGACAGUGGCAUCAUCUGGUUCUGGUGAUGAGCAAAGGCAUGCUGAAAAACAGCACCGCAGCCCUCUACCUAGAUGGACAGCUGGUUAGCACAGUCAAGCUUCAUUAUGUUCACAGCACUCCCGGGGGUUCAGGCUCUGUGAACCCCCCAGUGGUGAGCACAGUCUAUGCCUACAUUGGUACUCCACCUGCACAACGUCACAUUGCCUCAUUGGUUUGGCGCCUGGGACCCACCCACUUUCUAGAAGAAGUUUUACCUCCUUCAAGUAUUAUUUCCAUUUAUGAACUUGGACCAAAUUAUGUUGGAAGCUUUCAAGCUGUAUGCAUGCCAUGUAAAGAUGCAAAAUCUGAAGGCAUUGUUCCAUCUCCUGUGUCAUUAGUUCCAGAGGAAAAGGUAUCGUUUGGCCUCUAUGCCCUCUCUGUGUCCUCCUUAACAGUGGCAAGAAUCCGGAAAGUGUAUAACAAGUUGGAUAGCAAAGCCAUUGCCAAACAGUUAGGCAUUUCCUCCCAUGAGAAUGCCACUCCUGUGAAACUGAUUCACAAUGCAGCAGGCCAUCUUAAUGGACCUGCAAGGACCAUUGGGGCUACACUGAUUGGAUACUUGGGAGUGAGAACAUUUGUCCCUAAGCCUGUUGCCACUACUUUGCAGUACAUUGGAGGAGCUGCAGCCAUCCUGGGCCUCGUGGCCAUGGCCUCUGAUGUGGAAGGGCUAUAUGCAGCAGUGAAGGCCCUGGUUUGUGUCGUCAAGAGUAACCCACUAGCCAGCAAGGAAAUGGAACGAAUCAAGGGUUACCAGUUGCUGGCAAUGCUGCUUAAGAAGAAACGUUCUCUUCUGAACAGCCACAUCCUCCAUCUAACUUUUUCCUUGGUGGGAACCGUUGAUAGUGGACACGAGACCUCCAUUAUACCAAACUCAACUGCUUUCCAAGACCUUCUUUGUGAUUUUGAAGUCUGGCUGCAUGCACCCUAUGAACUUCAUCUUUCCUUAUUUGAACACUUCAUUGAACUGCUUACAGAGUCCAGUGAAGCCUCAAAGAAUGCCAAGUUAAUGAGGGAAUUCCAGUUAAUCCCAAAGCUGCUCCUGACUCUUCGAGACAUGUCCUUAUCCCAGCCCACCAUUGCUGCUAUUAGUAAUGUGCUAAGCUUCUUGCUUCAAGGUUUCCCCAAUAGCAAUGAUCUGCUCAGGUUUGGACAGUUUAUUUCUUCUACUUUGCCAACCUUUGCAGUUUGUGAGAAAUUUGUAGUUAUGGAAAUAAAUAAUGAAGAGAAACUUGACACUGGAACUGAAGAAGAAUUUGGAGGUCUUAUAUCUGCUAAUCUUAUACUUUUGAGGAACAGACUUCUGGAUAUAUUGCUAAAACUAGUUUAUACAUCUAAAGAAAAAACAAGCAUUAAUUUGCAAGCUUGUGAAGAACUGGUCAAGACCCUGGGCUUUGACUGGGUCAUGAUGUUUAUGGAAGAACACUUGCAUCCCACCACAGUUACAGCGGCCAUGAGGAUUCUUGUCGUCUUGCUUAGUAAUCAGUCUAUUCUCAUCAAAUUUAAAGAAGGACUCAGUGGUGGAGGAUGGCUUGAACAAACGGAUUCUGUCUUAACUAAUAAGAUUGGAACUGUAUUAGGGUUCAAUGUGGGCAGGAGUGCCGGUGGGAGAUGGACGGUCAGGGAGAUUAACCGGGAUGCCUGUCAUUUUCCUGGUUUUCCAGUUCUCCAGUCAUUUCUUCCUAAACACACUAAUGUCCCUGCCCUUUAUUUCCUCCUCAUGGCCUUGUUUCUGCAGCAGCCAGUUAGUGAGCUGCCUGAGAACCUGCAGGUCAGUGUGCCUGUCACCAGCAGCCGAUGUAAGCAGGGUUGCCAGUUUGACCUGGAUUCUAUAUGGACAUUUAUCUUUGGAGUUCCUGCCUCCAGUGGGACUGUGGUCUCCUCUAUCCACAAUGUGUGUACAGAGGCUGCUUUUCUUCUGUUGGGAAUGCUCCGUAGCAUGCUGAAUUCACCCUGGCAGUCAGAAGAAGAGGGGUCUUGGCUUCGAGAAUAUCCCGUGACCCUGAUGCAGUUCUUCAGAUACUUAUAUCACAAUGUCCCAGACCUUGCCUCCAUGUGGAUGAGCCCUGAGUUUUUAUGUGCCUUAGCAGCAACUGUCUUCCCCUUCAAUAUUCGACCUUACUCAGAGAUGGUUACUGAUCUUGAUGAUGAAGUUGGAUCUCCAGCCGAAGAGUUUAAGGCCUUUGCAGCGGACACAGGAAUGAACAGGAGCCAAUCAGAAUACUGCAAUGUGGGCACCAAGACAUACCUGACCAAUCACCCAGCUAAAAAGUUCGUGUUUGACUUUAUGCGGGUCUUAAUAAUAGACAACCUGUGUCUUACCCCAGCCAGCAAGCAAACUCCACUGAUUGAUCUUUUGUUGGAGGCUUCCCCUGAAAGAUCUACAAGAACGCAGCAAAAAGAAUUUCAGACUUACAUCUUGGAUAGUGUGAUGGAUCAUUUGCUUGCAGCUGAUGUGUUAUUGGGGGAAGAUGCAUCUCUGCCUAUUACGAGUGGAGGAAGCUACCAGGUAUUGGUGAACAAUGUGUUUUAUUUCACACAACGUGUGGUGGACAAGCUUUGGCAAGGCAUGUUCAACAAAGAAUCUAAACUUCUUAUAGAUUUUAUAAUUCAACUAAUUGCACAGUCAAAGAGAAGGUCACAGGGAUUGUCACUGGAUGCCGUUUAUCACUGCCUCAACAGGACCAUCUUGUACCAGUUCUCACGGGCACACAAAACUGUUCCUCAGCAAGUAGCUCUCCUCGAUUCGCUCAGGGUCCUUACUGUAAACAGGAACUUGAUCCUAGGACCUGGAAACCACGACCAAGAAUUCAUUAGCUGUCUUGCUCACUGCUUGAUUAAUCUACAUGUUGGAAGCAACGUGGAUGGAUUCGGAUUGGAAGCAGAAGCCCGCAUGACCACGUGGCACAUCAUGAUCCCCUCUGACAUCGAGCCGGAUGGUGGCUGCAGCCAGGACAUCAGUGAAGGGCGUCAGCUUCUCAUAAAGGCUGUCAACAGAGUUUGGACGGAGCUGAUACAUAGUAAGAAACAAGUCCUGGAGGAGCUUUUCAAAGUGACUCUGCCUGUGAAUGACAGGGGUCACGUGGACAUAGCCAUAGCCCGACCGCUCAUCGAAGAAGCUGGUUUGAAAUGCUGGCAGAACCACUUGGCCCAUGAAAAGAAAUGCAUAAGUCGAGGAGAAGCCUUAGUGCCCACCACACAAUCCAAACUGUCUCGGGUCAGCAGUGGCUUUGGCCUUUCCAAGCUAACAGGAUCAAGAAGAAAUCGAAAGGAAAGUGGUCUUAAUAAACACAGUCUUUCCACCCAGGAGAUUUCUCAAUGGAUGUUUACACAUAUUGCUGUUGUACGUGACCUAGUAGACACACAAUAUAAGGAAUAUCAAGAGCGUCAGCAGAAUGCCCUGAAGUACGUGACGGAGGAAUGGUGCCAAAUUGAGUGUGAGCUGCUGAGGGAGCGAGGACUUUGGGGGCCCCCCAUUGGUUCCCAUCUAGACAAGUGGAUGUUGGAGAUGACAGAAGGUCCCUGCAGAAUGAGGAAAAAAAUGGUGCGAAAUGACAUGUUUUAUAACCAUUACCCCUAUGUGCCAGAAACAGAGCAAGAGACAAACGUGGCGUCUGAGAUCCCAAGUAAACAGCCCGAGACACCCGAUGAUACCAUUCCUCAAAAGAAGCCUGCCAGGUACAGAAGAGCCAUAAGUUACGACAGUAAAGAGUACUACAUGCGCCUGGCCUCUGGCAACGCAGCCAUCGUCCAGGACACCAUUGUGGAGAGUUCAGAAGGGGAAGCUGCCCAGCAGGAGCCAGAGCAUGGCGAGGACACCAUUGCCAAAGUCAAAGGUUUGGUCAAGCCUCCUUUAAAACGCUCUCGAUCUGCACCUGAUGGAGGAGAUGAGGAGAACCAGGAGCAGCUACAAGACCAGAUUGCAGAGAGCAGCUCUAUAGAAGAGGAGGAGAAAACAGACAAUGCCACUUUGCUGCGCCUCUUAGAAGAAGGAGAAAAGAUCCAACACAUGUACCGUUGUGCUCGAGUCCAGGGCCUGGAUACCAGUGAGGGGCUACUUCUUUUUGGGAAAGAGCAUUUUUAUGUGAUUGAUGGAUUUACCAUGACAGCAACCAGGGAAAUAAGAGAUAUUGAAACCUUGCCUCCAAAUAUGCAUGAACCAAUUAUCCCCAGAGGUGCCAGGCAAGGCCCCAGUCAACUCAAGAGAACAUGCAGCAUUUUCGCAUAUGAAGAUAUCAAGGAAGUGCAUAAAAGAAGAUAUCUCCUACAGCCUAUUGCUGUUGAAGUUUUCUCUGGAGAUGGACGGAAUUACCUCCUUGCUUUUCAGAAAGGAAUUAGGAACAAAGUCUACCAAAGGUUUCUGGCGGUAGUGCCAUCUCUAACCGACAGUUCAGAAUCUGUGUCUGGACAGAGACCCAACACCAGUGUGGAGCAGGGAUCUGGAUUGCUUAGCACUUUGGUUGGAGAGAAGUCUGUAACUCAAAGAUGGGAGAGAGGUGAAAUCAGCAACUUCCAGUAUUUGAUGCACUUGAACACUUUGGCGGGCCGAUCCUACAAUGAUCUCAUGCAGUACCCAGUCUUUCCCUGGAUCCUGGCAGAUUACGACUCAGAGGAGGUAGAUCUUACUAAUCCCAAGACAUUUAGAAACCUGGCCAAACCAAUGGGAGCACAGACAGACGAACGAUUGGCUCAGUAUAAGAAGCGGUUUAAAGAUUGGGAGGAUCCUAAUGGAGAAACUCCAGCAUACCACUACGGGACCCAUUAUUCAUCUGCAAUGAUUGUGGCCUCAUACCUUGUAAGGAUGGAGCCUUUCACCCAGAUAUUCUUGAGACUACAGGGCGGUCACUUUGACCUUGCUGACCGGAUGUUCCACAGUGUGCGUGAGGCCUGGUACUCAGCGUCAAAGCACAACAUGGCAGAUGUGAAAGAACUGAUCCCGGAGUUCUUUUACUUACCAGAGUUCCUGUUCAACUCCAACAACUUUGAUCUAGGCUGUAAGCAAAAUGGCACUAAGCUUGGAGAUGUUAUUCUUCCACCCUGGGCGAAAGGAGACCCUCGAGAAUUCAUCAGAGUCCAUCGUGAGGCGUUGGAAUGUGACUAUGUGAGCGCGCAUCUGCAUGAGUGGAUUGACUUAAUCUUCGGCUAUAAGCAGCAGGGCCCAGCCGCAGUGGAAGCUGUCAAUGUAUUCCAUCACCUUUUUUAUGAGGGUCAGGUGGAUAUCUACAACAUCAACGACCCGCUGAAAGAGACAGCCACCAUCGGGUUCAUUAACAACUUCGGCCAGAUCCCAAAACAGCUAUUUAAAAAGCCUCACCCACCGAAGCGAGUGAGGAGUCGACUCAAUGGAGACAAUGUGGGCAUGUCUGUCCCUCCAGGAUCCACAAGUGACAAGAUCUUCUUCCAUCACUUGGACAACUUACGGCCUUCCCUAACCCCUGUGAAAGAACUCAAAGAGCCUGUGGGACAAAUCGUAUGUACAGAUAAAGGCAUUCUUGCAGUAGAACAGAACAAGGUUCUUAUCCCACCAACAUGGAACAAAACUUUCGCUUGGGGCUAUGCAGACCUCAGCUGCAGACUGGGAAACUAUGAAUCGGACAAGGCAGUGACUGUUUAUGAAUGCUUGUCUGAAUGGGGCCAGAUUCUCUGUGCCAUCUGCCCCAACCCCAAGCUGGUCGUCACAGGUGGCACGAGCACUGUGGUCUGUGUGUGGGAGAUGGGCACCUCAAAAGAAAAGGCAAAGACCCUCACACUCAAGCAGGCCUUACUUGGCCACACGGAUACUGUUACCUGUGCCACAGCCUCGCUUGCCUAUCAUAUAAUCGUCAGUGGGUCUCGAGACCGAACCUGCAUCAUUUGGGACUUGAACAAGCUGUCAUUUCUCACGCAGCUCCGGGGCCAUCGAGCUCCAGUUUCUGCUCUUUGUAUCAAUGAAUUAACAGGAGACAUCGUGUCCUGCGCUGGCACGUGUAUCCAUGUGUGGAGCAUUAAUGGGAAUCCCAUUGUGAGUGUGAACACAUUCACAGGUGGGAGCCAGCACAUCGUCUGCUGUUGUGUGUCAGAGAUGAACGAAUGGGACACGCAGAACGUCAUAGUGACAGGACACUCGGAUGGAGUGGUUCGGUUUUGGAGAAUGGAAUUCCUGCAAGUUCCUGAAACCCCAGCUCCUGAGCCUGUUGAAGUUCUAGAAAUGCAGGAAAACUGUCCAGAAGCACAAAUAGGGCAGGAAGCUCAGGAGGAGGACAGCAGCGACUCCGAGGCCGAGGAGCAGAGCGGCGGCCAGGACCCGAAGGACGCGCCCAGCCAGCCCGGCAGCGCCUGCCACAGGCCGCGGGCCGCCUCGUGCCGCGCCGCGGCCGCCUGGUGCACCGACAGCGGCUCCGAUGACUCCAGGCGCUGGUCCGACCAGCUCAGUCUAGAUGAAAAAGAUGGCUUCAUAUUUGUGAACUAUUCCGAAGGCCAGACCAGAGCCCAUCUGCAGGGGCCCCUGAGCCACCCCCACCCCAGUGCCAUCGAAGUGCGGAGUUACAGCCGAUUGAAACCUGGGUACCGGUGGGAGCGGCAGCUCGUGUUCCGGAGCAAGCUAACUAUGCACACGGCCUUCGAUCGCAAGGACAACGCGCACCCCGCUGAAGUCACCGCCCUGGGCAUCUCCAAGGACCACAGCAGGAUCCUCAUUGGUGACAGCCGAGGCCGCGUGUUCAGCUGGUCUGUGAGUGACCAGCCAGGCCGCUCGGCUGCUGACCACUGGGUGAAGGACGAAGGCGGGGACAGCUGCUCCGGCUGCUCAGUGAGGUUCUCCCUCACCGAAAGACGACACCACUGCAGGAACUGCGGACAGCUCUUCUGCCAGAAGUGCAGUCGAUUCCAGUCAGAAAUCAAACGCCUGAAGAUCUCCUCCCCAGUGCGUGUUUGUCAGAACUGUUACUAUAACUUACAGCACGAGAGGGGGGCAGAAGAGGGGCCGCGGAAUUGUUGAAGAUGGAACUAGCUGAGCGGACACCCUGGUCUGUAGACCUUCUCCCAUUCCCGCCUCCGCAUCGCGGCAGCCUCCGUUCACAUCCCUCAUGCUGUGUGUGACCCGUGGAGCCCGAAGGGGUCGUGGCCUCCGGGGCGGAGGGCAGCGAGCAGAGCAGCGAGGCCGCGGGUUCGGAUCCUCCGGAUCCCAUUCUCCCUGCUAACAGUAGCCGUCUCCGAGAGAGAAAUCCUCACUCCUUACCUGUCUCUCCUGCAUCUCAUUUUUAUAGAGCUCCUCAUCCUUAUUUGGGAAAACCAACAACAAAAAAAGGCUUUUAGAAAAUGGUUGUAAAUCCGACUUCUUUGCAAGGAACUGUGUAUAUUGUAAAUAGAUAUAAAGGCCUUUUUUUCUAAAUAAGGACCUGACUGCCUGUAACAUGAGACUUCAAACUAAACCACUAACUCAAUGAACUACUUAUGGUUUGUCUAACAUCUCUCACUUACCAAUUAAUUACAAAUAUUUUUUUUAAAUCCUCAGAGACAUUACCUGUGGUCUUUUUUCUUUUUUUAGUUUUCAAAUCUUGCCUGUGUGCCUGAUACCAUUUCUUUCCAAGUUGCCCACAGUAUCUCCACUUACGCUAGGCUAGUAACCAAAAUAACACAGACCUUCUUUAGGAACCAGUGUGGCAGAAGAGAGGCCCCGCCAUAAGAAAGGCCGGAAGUUCCGGAAGUCUUGUGCCUGGCCCUGUGCCACCUCAGUGUUGUUCCUACGUUGAUGGCCCCAGGUAACCUAUGUGCAGCCUGCGGUGGUCAGAAUGCCUUCUUAGCCUGGGGGAGGGGCCAGCGACCUUGUAGUGCCGGCCACAGCCCUGCCUCUAAUAAUGGGAAUAUCUUUGCAUGUAACCCCAAAUUAGCUUCUCUUGCAUAGAAUAUCAUAAGUAUGUGUCUUUGGUGACACUAAAGUUCUACUAUAGCAUAUUUUCUAAAAAGGGUAAAGGAAAAAAGAGUGUACAGAAGUCACAUUUAAACCUUGUUGUAAAACUGGAUCAUGUCAGAACUGCUUAAAAUUAACUUUACCACUUAAUGUCAUCUACCUGAAAACAGUGAAAUUUAUACUGUAUCGAUGUCUAUUUUUUUGUUUUUGCUAUGAAUAUAAUUACAGUAUUUUAAUAUUUAGUUAUUUAAUUUGUUAGUUGGAUACAGACAUACAAAUCCAGUGGGGGGUUAAAGCUGGUGGGGGCUAAGAGAGAAGUUUAGUUUACAGAGGGAAAAGAAAGCUUUGGUGGUGGGAUUUUUUAAAAAAUGUGUGUUAUGUACAUAAAUAUAAAUAUAUAUAUAUGAAAUCAAAUAAUAAAACAAUUAAUCUAGAUUUUAACAUUUUCAGAUACUUAGCGAUAAUAGUAUGGACGAUUCUAAAAUCCCUGUGAUUUGAACAGCAUAGCAUCAUGAACGGCCCAGGAAAGGAAGGCCAGGCCUCCCCGGGCACGGAGGUGGGUGUGCAAAGGGCACGGCGCUGGGUCUCCCCCUUUUCACCGUUAGGCCUGCUGACAGGCACAGCGAUGCACUGACACGCAUAUGCACAUGCAUUCAAAACUAGGCAUUGGGGACCGUAGUGAUCGCGUACCUUCUGGGCUGACACAAGCGGAAGGGCAGAAAGUUCUUCCUGAUAACUAGGUCUCCAAGAGAAAGUCUAAAGGCUGCUUUCAGUGCCUUAUGCUUACUAAAUUUCAAUCUUUCUUUACCAAGGUUUGAGCCUACAGUCUGUUAGGAUUCCAUAUCAAAAUCGAUUCCAACACUUCCAUUUCUAAAAGUUGAAAUAUACUUGUGAAUAAAAGGAUUCUCGGCAUUAAUUCCUUCACUU